AUGUCAGAGAUCAAACCAUUCACCAUCGCCGUGCCGGAGACGGCGAUCCGGACCCUCCAUGCUAAGCUGGAUCUCGCGACGUUCCCCGAGGAGGCCAGCUUCCUGGAGGACUGGGGAUCGGGCGUGCCCCUCGGCGAGAUCAAGCGUCUUGCGCGGUACUGGCGGGAGGGGUUCAGCUGGCGCGAGCAGGAGGCCCGGCUGAACGAGCUGGCUCAUUUCACGACUGAUGUCUCGGUCGAGGGGUUCGGGGACAUUAACGUCCAUUUCGUGCAUGCGAAGAGCACGAGGCCGGGGAGCAUCCCGCUGCUCUUCUGCCAUGGAUGGCCUGGGUGCUUUCUCGAGGCCAUCAAGAUCAUUCCGCUGCUCACCGAGCCCAGGGACGAGAAAGACCCUUCGUUCCAUGUGGUCGUUCCAUCGCUGCCCAACUUUGGCUUCUCUCAGAUCGUCUCGAAGCCCGGGUUCAGCGGCCCUCAGUAUGCCGAGACCAUGCACAAGAUUAUGCUGAAGCUGGGAUACAACCAAUACGUGACCCAAGGCGGCGACUGGGGCUUCCUCAUCACCCGCCUCAUGGCAAUCCAGUACCCAUCCCACUGCCUGGCCACGCACAUCAACACCGUCAUGGCCAGCCGCCCAUCCCUCAAGACGCCCCUCCAGUACCUCCUCCACGCCAUCCUCCCCUACUCAAAGGAGGAGAAGGCCGGCCUGGCGCGCACGGCGCAGUUCCAGGUCACGGGAACCGGCUACAGCACCGAGCAGGGCACCAAGCCCUCCACGCUCGGCCUCUCCCUCGCCGACUCCCCGCUGGGCCUGCUCGCGUGGAUCUACGAGAAGCUGCACGACUGGUCCGACGCCUACCCGUGGACCGACGACGAGAUCCUCACAUGGAUCUCCAUCUACCAGUUCUCGCGCGCGGGGCCCGCCGCCAGCGUGCGCAUCUACCUCGAGGCGCGAGGCCUGCUCAAGGACGGCGGGGACCUGCGGAGUAAGGCGGCCGAGUACGUUCCUGGCGUGAAGCUCGGGCUCAGCUACUUCCCGCGGGAGCUGCUGGUGCUGCCGCUGCGGUGGGGGAGGACGCUGGGACCCGUGGUGUACGAGGCGAGGCACGAGGCUGGGGGGCACUUUGCCGCCUAUGAGAGGCCCGAGGAGCUGGCGGGGGAUGUGAAGAGGAUGUUUGGGCGGGAGAAGGGGGGCGCAAGGGAGGUGACGAGGCGGUUUGCCGUGAGGACGGAGGCGAGGCUUGCUAGUCGCUGUAUCGCCAUUGCCAGUAUGACAAAGUCAAGCGGCUCCAUCCUGCUCACAGGCGCCAGCGGCACCAUCGGCAGCGCAAUCGUAUCCCGGAUCGCAUCAAACCCUGCGCUCUCAGCCGAAUAUCACGGCCUCUACACAGCUCGCAAGGCAGAGACGGCAUCGGAGCUGAAGAGCGCGCUGUACAGAUCUCACUCGUCGUCCGGAUCGACGUCCCCUCACCCCCACGACAUCCUCAGCCUCGAUCUCUCCAACCUCUCCGCCGUGCGUGACGUCGCGGCCAAGAUCAACGCCCGUGUGGCCUCUGGGGACAUCCCGCCCCUUCGCGCCCUGAUCCUCAACGCGGGCUAUCUCGAGUUCACCGAGCAGAGAUGGACCGAGGACGGCUUCGACAUGACCUUUGCAACCAACUACCUCGGCCACUGGCUCCUGGCCAUGCUGCUCCUCCAGAGCAUGGAUAAGGAAUCGGGACGCAUCGUGUUUGUGACCAGCGAGUCUUACGACCCUCUUAACCCAAAGAACGCACACGCCGGCUUCGCCAACAAGAAAUGGCACCAGUUCAUCACAUCCGGCACCUUCGAGCCCAUCGCAAGGGGCACAUGGAGCAGCUCGGCGGACGACCCAUCCCCGGAAGGCGGCUACCGACGCUACGGAGCCUCCAAGUUCUGCCAGGCUCUCACAAUAGGCGAGCUACAACGCCGCCUAGACGCCGACCCGGCCCUCGCAAACAUCUGCGUCCUCGGCCUAGACCCGGGCACCGUCCCGACCAACAUCACCCGCCGCGGGCCCUGGCUCAUCCGCGUCUUCGUGCCCCUCUUCAUCAUCAGCGUCGUCGGGCCGCUGAUGACGUGGUUCAACCGCAACGGGGCGCUGCGCACCGUGGCGCUCGCGUCCGAGGACCUGGUCGACGCCGCGUUGGGCACCGCCGCCGCCGCGCCGUUUGGGGGCAAGCCCAAGGGUCUGUUCCUGUACGGGUCGAGGGUGGAGGAGAUGACGGCCGAGGCGCGGGACGAGGAGAAGAGGCGGCUGCUGUGGCGGGAGACACUGGGGUAUACGCAGUUGAAGAAGGACGAGACGGUGCUUGACUUUUCGGGAUAG
Molecule: messenger RNA, 2343 nt
Organism: Clonostachys byssicola
Lineage: Eukaryota; Fungi; Ascomycota; Sordariomycetes; Hypocreales; Bionectriaceae
Source: the annotation of a GenBank genome assembly